AGAAACUCUACGAAUUCCUCGUCAACGCCCCGCCUACAGCGCUAAGCGCUCGUUCUGAUUGCGUAGUGUACACACUUAAAUUUUGACAGACAUUCGUUCCCGAGCGCUGCUCCCAUCUUCAACGCCACCAGCACGAACUCCUCGCAUCUCGAGCAGUGCAUGCAUGGUAUCGCGUGCCGCUGAGCCAGAGCUCGAUGAGAAAGGGAAUGCCGAUCUCCGGGCCUGAACCCCGGGUUUUAUGCCUCGACCCUAACACUCUUUCCCGGCUGGCGGCGCCGUCAGACCCGGGUGAGUCCUCGGCCGUACUGCCAGUUCCAUCUCGACGUCGCCAUCCUUCUGAGCGCGAAGUGAACGCGGUGUUGACAGCGUGAGGUUGUCCGACGACGGGCCGCUUGGCAGAAAAGCCAGAGCGCAGACGGGUGUUGCCAGCCCACAGUUGCCGAGCCUAGGCGCAAGGUGUGUGUGCUGGGUUCGGCCGGUCUGGCAGGCUGCACCAGGGUCUGGGAUACACUUGACGUGGCUUUCUGUAUGAAGACGCCGGACGUAGGGGAGGUACCUAGAAUGGCGACUUUUCUGGUAGCAAUCCAAGUUCCUCGUCGUCGCUCUCCCCCUCGUCGUCGCUCUCCCCCUCGUCGUCGCUCUCCCCCUCGUCGUCGCUCUCCCCC
Messenger RNA from Canariomyces notabilis, 665 nucleotides. RefSeq lists its product as uncharacterized. The transcript is spliced from 3 exons. Bases 207 to 371 code for a protein of 54 amino acids. The record is from RefSeq and is a predicted model, not a curated record. Lineage: Eukaryota; Fungi; Ascomycota; Sordariomycetes; Sordariales; Chaetomiaceae.